AUGUCCAACUUUAAUUCGAAACCGCUGGCGAAGCUGUUAUUCAACCCUCGCUCGAAGGUGAACAUAUCGAUAGCAACGGUUCAAUCGAGAACACAUGAAUUCUCCUCGAAGUUUCAGUUCCUAGUCCUCAAGAAUUCGUCGCCGGAGCUACCGACAAUGUCGAUCAUCAUUUUGUCAUGGAAUUUGCCGGAAGUUGCACUUGCAGAUCCACAGAUCCACGUCCCAGGAAGGAUAGACCUCAUCGACAGUGAAGCCUUCUGGGAACUCCAUACUGGUCGGAAGAUGUCAUUAGGAAAGGAUCUUCCAUGGUUGACUGAAAAACCCUUCGGAUGGGCUGUCGCUGGGACUGCAUCCAUUCAGUCAAAAUGCAUUCCUCGGAUCUGCAAUCUUUCGACAAAGGACGAUCCUCUAGAAACCGCACUCCUUAAGUUCUGCGAAAUCGAAACUAUCUGUCGAAGAAAAUUGCUUCUUCCUCGAACCGAAAAUCCCGAAGUUGUCCUAGGAAGCUCCCAGGAAAUCGCAAAUCGUCGUCUUAGAUGCAUCGAACGGCGACUCGAACGUGAUCCUGCUACCAAGGAUGCAUACCACCGCUUCAUGGACGAGUACCUCGACCUAGGGCACAUGAAGAAGCUUGACGAACCGGUAGACGAUGACAUUCCUCAUUGCUACAUCCCGCACCACGCUUUAUUCAAGGAGUCGACUGCUGUAGAUGCAGUCAUCUACUACUUCUACGUUGACGAUUUUUUCUCUGGUGCCGACGAUGUAGAAUCUGCCAUCCAGCUUCGCCAACAAGUAACUACUAUGCUUAGUGCUGCUGGAUUUCCAAUCAAGAAGUGGGCAUCAAACAUUCCCGAGCUUCUCCAGGACGUAACACCGGAAAAUCUGGCCCUUAACCCUCUACACGACCUUCAAGACGAGCAAGUAGUAUGA
Molecule: messenger RNA, 930 nt
Organism: Ochlerotatus camptorhynchus
Lineage: Eukaryota; Metazoa; Arthropoda; Insecta; Diptera; Culicidae
Exons: 3
Coding region: 1-930 (309 amino acids)
Source: RefSeq, a predicted model, not a curated record